Cataglyphis hispanica is the source of this 1640-nucleotide messenger RNA. RefSeq names its product beta-1,3-glucosyltransferase. The coding region runs from base 184 to 1590 and encodes 468 amino acids. The record is from RefSeq and is a predicted model, not a curated record. Gene Ontology annotation, molecular function: acetylglucosaminyltransferase activity. Gene Ontology annotation, cellular component: membrane. The transcript has 10 exons. Lineage: Eukaryota; Metazoa; Arthropoda; Insecta; Hymenoptera; Formicidae.
CAACCGAUUUUUUUAGCAAAAUUUAUUCUCACAAUAGCCGGCACUUUCUUAAGAGAACCGAUUCUGUUUUUGUUUGUGAUACGCGAAAUAGCUAGACAGUUGGACGUGAUUGAAAGUAGAUGAAUAUAACGAUUGGUUGAAUAGUGAUUGAACAGAGUUCAAAUAUAUUCUGAUAUAAUAAAAAUGUGUUCGUCAACAAACUUUGCUCUUCUCCUUUACAUUUUAUUCAUCGUGAAGAUAAAUGCAGAUGUAGUAGAGCCCAAUGAUAUGGUGGUCGUGAUUUUAAGCCAAAAGGAGGGCUAUCAUGCAGCUCAUGCUGAUUAUAUGCGAAGACAAAUCUAUGAGCAAGCUAGUGCUCUUGAAAAAGAACCGCCAAAAGUUGUAUUGUCUCAUGAACUUGACAUUAAAGGUUCCUGGACAAUAACUCCAUUAUUGAUUCAUUUGUCAGAUAAAUUUCUACAUACAAAAUGGUUCUUUUUUUGUUUAGAAAAUACAGUGAUCCAAUUAGCAAAAUUGUUAAAUGUUCUUGGAAAAUUUGAUUCAUCUCAGAACAUAUGGAUUGGACGGGCACUUUAUGAUCAUGAAUCUACUAUUAUUCAUCACUUUGCAAAGAAUACUAAGAAAUUUAAAUAUCCACUUAUGGCAACUGGAUUUGGCAUGACUUUCAAGUUAUUAAACAGUUUGUCUCAACAAAGUUAUGAGAGCUGGAAGACGGAUUUUUCUAUCGAUGCAUCAUACGAAUUCGCGGAAUUUGUUUUAAACAGCACAAAUGUGAAAUUGACACAUGUACCUAAAAUAUGCAUUGUGAAUGGCCCUGAUUGUGCUACGUAUCCUCGAUUCUUUCAUCCUUGUAAUUCUUCUAUAUCUGCAAACAAUGUGUAUUUUGCAGUAAAGACUUGUGCCAAAUAUCAUGUAAAUAGAAUUCCAGUAAUUAAAAAUUCAUGGGCGAAGUACGCAGUAAACAUCGGAUAUUUUAGCGAUAAUGCCGACAGAAAUUUACGGGAGGCGUAUAUCGUACCGAACACUACUGAAGGACAUUGUGCCAAAACUUAUGGCAUUUUGCAGACAGUGAGCAAUAUGAUGGACAGAUACAAAUAUGAUUGGCUUGUUAUCAGCGACGAUGAUACUAUAUUCAGCAUGGUACGUUUAUUACGUUUGCUCACAUGCUACAAUCCUAAGCACUCAAUUGCUAUUGGCGAACGUUAUGGCUUUCGUAUGUGGAACAGACAUCACGGAUAUCAGUACUUAACUGGCGGUGCGGGAAUUGUGUUAUCAGCUCCCUUGGUUCACAAUAUAAUAAAAACAGGCAUAUGUAAUUGCCCGUCUGCCACUACUCCCGAUGAUAUGUAUCUCUUUGGAGUCUGUUUAUCUCGACUUGGAGUAGAACCUGUACAUUCUUUAAUGUUCCACCAGGCACGACCUACAGAUUACGCUACCGCUUAUUUGGCGUCUCAGGAACCUAUAUCAUUCCACAAAUUCUGGAUGAUUGAUCCUGAAGUUGUAUACGAUGAAUGGUUUGCAGAGACAGAUAAUAUCCUACCAAAACAACCUAUCAAACCGUUAAACAUACAGAAACAUACAGAAUUAUAAUGUAAAAUGUUUGUAUAAAGUUUGUAUUUAAUAAAUAUCUUUUUUUUUUA